This is a messenger RNA of Nematolebias whitei (Rio pearlfish), 2697 nucleotides long. RefSeq names its product RAN binding protein 3b (gene ranbp3b). Gene Ontology annotation, molecular function: GTPase activator activity. The record is from RefSeq and is a predicted model, not a curated record. Gene Ontology annotation, biological process: protein export from nucleus. Gene Ontology annotation, cellular component: nuclear pore; cytoplasm. The transcript is spliced from 18 exons. NCBI's taxonomy places the organism in Eukaryota, Metazoa, Chordata, Actinopteri, Cyprinodontiformes, Rivulidae. The coding region runs from base 55 to 1581 and encodes 508 amino acids.
GUGAGCGUCGAAGUAAAAUGGCGGACUUGGCAAACGAAGGCUGAUAUCGCAACCAUGUCCACGUUCAUCGACAAGCCUGCCAUUGCGCCUCCUGUGUUUGUUUUCCAAAAAGAGAAAGUGCAGAAGCGUUCUGCUGAGGGCUCAAGUGCAGAAGAUGGUGAAGAUUCAGAUAAAGAUGAAGGAAGCUAUUGUCCUCCUGUAAAAAGGGAAAGGACCUCAUCAUUCCCACCCCCACAUUCUGUAACCAAGAACAAUGUAUUCAUGCCCUCAAGUAUCAGCCAGUCUCCAACUGGGAACUCUGACUCUGAGCCAGAGGAGAAACCUGUGGGAUUUCGUUUAAAACCACCAACUCUCAUACAUGGACAAGCACCAAGUUCUGGUGUACCGAGUCAGAAACCCAAGGAGCAGCAACGCAGUGUCCUCCGCCCUGCAGUUCUCCAGGCGCCAGCCUCUAAAUCGCAUAUAGAGUCCAAUUCCAGUUGUGGAACAAAUGGUGUGAAAAAGUCAUCAGAUGAAUCGCUUGUGACCCCGUCCCUCUUCCUGAACAAUAAAGAGCACUCGGCUACAUUGGCCAAGUCGAUGAAGCACGAAAAUGAGGAAGAUGAAGCUAGUGACAACAAAGAUGGAGACAGAAGAGACAAAACGGAGUCAUCUUUUGUGUUUGGUCAGAAUAUUAAAGACAGAGCAAAGUUGGGAGAAAACAGUACAGAUGAGAAUUCAGCGGACGCUCAAUCAGAGAGCACUAAUUAUUUCCUACAAUACAUCUCUACCCCGAGUUCAAACAAUGCCACAAACAGUACAGACAGUGGAGCAAAAUUUGUUUUCGGACAGAACAUGUCUGAACGAGUUCUGAGUCCCCCAAAGGGCGAGACCUUAAUUGAGGAAAAUAAAGACACUUCAGCUGCUUCUGCUUCAGAGCCCUCAUCACAGGAAGCAACACCAGAGAAAGCAGUGAACAAUGUGUCAGAGUCUUUGGCAGAAUCUGCAGCAGCGUACACCAAAGCAACAGCCAAGAAGUGCAUCUUAGAGAAAGUCGAUGUGAAGACUGGAGAGGAGUCAGAAAGCAACGUGUUACAGAUGCAGUGCAAGUUGUACGUUUUUGAGAAGACAGCGCAGUCGUGGAUAGAAAGAGGCAGAGGUUUGCUCAGACUCAAUGACAUGGCUUCGACAGAAGAUGGCACGCUACAUUCUCGUCUAGUGAUGAGGACUCAGGGCAGCCUGCGGUUGAUCCUCAACACUAAACUUUGGCCUCAGAUGCAGGUGGACAAGGCCAGUGAGAAGAGUGUGAGAAUCACUGCCAUGGACACAGAGGACCAGGGGGUCAAGGUCUUCUUAAUAUCAGGUAGCUCUAAAGACGUAGGUCAACUGGCUGCAGCGUUACAUCAUCGUAUCUUAGCUCUAAAGAGCAGAGCAGAGCAGGAAACAGAGCCCCCAGCAACAAAUAUCCCCGCAGCAGAGGUACCGCAGUCCAACGAGGAUGACAGUGAUGAGGAAGAUAAAGACUCUGCCUCCGCUGCGGCUUCUACUCCUGCUACAAGUAAUUCAGAGGGAGGUGAGAACCAAGCAGCAGGAAGCACAUAGCGUCACUCUUGGACAGCCUGCCAAGAUGCCACUGUUGAGGUAUUUUGCUGUAGGCAUCUCCAUGGACAUCCCUUUGACCAAUAUGGGUCCUCCAGACCAGUACUUUUGGAUAUUAGAAGUCUAGCUCCAGGAAAUAACCCCUCUGUGCCGGAGUGUCCCGCCCAAUUUGUGCAGUUCAUCUUCUCUGCAUUCAGCGUAAUAUCUGGAGUCGAUUCUUCCCUCUCCCGUUUUGUGUUUUUAUUUUUGUUUUUCAAUUUUAUUUUUUUCUUUUCCUGAUAGCAAAAAUAAAGACUUCAAAGCUUUGGUUUGGGACUUUUCUGCUCAUCAUAUUGAUGAGUGUAAGGGUGUUUUCCUCUACAUUUUAAGUAUGGCACAUGUUAAGACUGCAGUUUCUACUUUGGGACCUUUAUACUCACUCUACAGCUGCACCUCUGGACUCCACGCACCAGAGGAGCUUCAUUCAGUGUGUUUGACAUGUCAUUUGGUUGGUUGGUCAACAUCUGGACCAGCCUUCUUCCUAACCCCUCUCCCAACCAGUCUGUGCGUUAGGUUUUGGCAAAUGUAAUUUAUUUUGGGUAGUGAUUUCCAUGAGACAUCUCAACUCAUACGUGCUGUUUGUAAUGGCUAGCCAAGAUCACUCAAGUUGUCAUUACUAGCAGUUUCUUAUAUUUCCUAUUGACCUAUACAUUAUAGUGAAUAAAAGACUCAAACAAUGCAGUUUCCACUAAUGUGAUUUAAUUAAGUGAGGACAAAAGGGCAGUAGGACUCACAAUGUUUAUCUAAAUUAACAGUAUGUUAAACAUUCACCUUUUCUUUUGUUUUUAUUUUUAGUUGUUUUUCCAAAUUGAGGAAGCAAAACUCAUCAGUCUACAUUCUGCAUGUAUUUUUUUUUAUUGUUGUCAACAUCCCGAGAGUUUAUUGUGUUGAUACAUAUUUUUAUGUUGAAAAUUAUAUAAACUUUUUAUUCAUUUGGAAACAUGUUGGAGUGAAAACUUCAUGUGUGUGUAAAAACAAACAAAAAAAAAAUCGAGUGAUAACUGUGAUCCUCUUUUGAAUUUCAUGUACAUUUGAAUAUAUCAUUUAGUUGCGCACCAUGUUUUCUCAUCUCCACCUGCC